UCACACUCUCUCUCCUCUCCUCUCUCCUCAUCACUCUCUUAACAGCUUCCCCUGCUUUAUAUACUCCACCUCCUCAACCUUCCACAUUGUUCUCUCUCUGUAAUUCCUCCUUCAUUCAGACAUUUCAUCAAACACCUUCUCUGCAACGCACUUAACACUUAACCCUACUGAACACUCUCUAAAGCUAACAUCAAUGGCAGACGGCCAUGAAAGAACAGAGCCUGAGACCUCCCAAAAUGAUACUACAUCAACUUCAUCUUCUCAAACCCCUUCUGGGUUACCCAACAACAAGCGGAAGAGAGAGAACAGCAAAGACCCAGUUUACAGAGGAGUGAGAAUGAGGGCUUGGGGAAAAUGGGUGUCCGAAAUUCGGGAGCCAAGGAAGAAGUCUCGAAUAUGGCUCGGUACUUUUAAUACACCAGAGAUGGCGGCGCGUGCGCAUGAUGUGGCGGCGCUUUGUAUUAAGGGUAACUCGGCGAUUCUUAACUUCCCUGAACUGGCUAAGUCGCUGCCUCGACCGGCGUCGAAUUCUCCCCGUGAUGUUCAGGCUGCUGCUGCGUUGGCCGCCGCGAUGGUUUCCCCGUCGCCGUCUCAGUCGCCUGCGGUUUCGUCUUCGUCGUCGGAGGUUAAUGGGCCUGAGGAGGAGCUAAGUCAGAUAGUUGAGCUUCCGAGUCUGGAGGACGAGGGUGCUGACUCGGCCGAGUCGAUGAGUGAGUUAGUGUUGGUUGACUCGGUGGAGGAGUGGGCUUACUCAUCGGUUUGGACGGACGAGAUGAUGUUGCGUGACUUCCUGUAUGAAUCGACGGCUGACAUUUCAUUGGCUGAUUACGGGGUAGGAUAUACAUAUUACUGAUUUAAUUGAAAAAAAAAAAAUGUUGUUCUCUUUUUGAGAGACUGGAAUUUUCUUCCUGUUAAUACCAAAAACAAAUGUUAGUUUC
Messenger RNA from Spinacia oleracea (spinach), 938 nucleotides. Its product is annotated as ethylene-responsive transcription factor ERF037. Gene Ontology annotation, biological process: regulation of DNA-templated transcription. The record is from RefSeq and is a predicted model, not a curated record. The transcript has a single exon. Bases 194 to 853 code for a protein of 219 amino acids. Gene Ontology annotation, molecular function: DNA-binding transcription factor activity; DNA binding. NCBI's taxonomy places the organism in Eukaryota, Viridiplantae, Streptophyta, Magnoliopsida, Caryophyllales, Amaranthaceae.